AUGGUUGCAAACACCACGAAGCCGGAGACGCCAUGGAAGAUUGGUUCGCACUCUUCACUGAAGCCAAAUGCCACCCAGCAAAAUUUCGUGAAGGUCGCAAAGGCCGCAUGCGACUUUACAACGACAGACAAAAACCGUUGUGGGGAGGAAUGCACCGCAAAGUCCAUCAGCGUCUUCCCUGGAUACCCCGUUACCCAAUAUACGUGCAUGCCCAAGGAGACAGCCUCGCCCAAGGUUUUCGUCACCGUAACACCAAUAUCGACCGUUGUAAUCUUUCCUGGGCCUUCAACUACGAGAACAGAGCCGUUACCGACGAAGUCGGCUAAGGAGAUUAUGUCGAAGGGAGCCUGCGGAGAUGUCGUCAGGGAAAUCAGCGCAUGCCCGAUCAAUUGCCCAGCCAGUGUCAUUCCUGGUGGGGUUGGCGCUGUCUAUUCGUGCGUGGACCCUACAGCUACGAGCAAAACUUCACCUUCUUCGACUCCAGCAACGGUAGAGGCUACUACGACUCCUGCCAGCACGGCAUCCUCCUCAACUGCUACAUUAAUCUUCAGCUCCACGACCCCGGCAACGCCACCUUCUUCUACAUUCGAAAUCAUUAUCUCCUCAACAGUCUCUCAAGACGCUUCAACCUCUUCGACUUCUCCGCCAGUGCAGACCCUCCACUCCUUCGAACAGACGCCGGCGGGCAAAGCGACCAUCGCCGUAAGCUUGAUCAGCGGUUUGUUGGUCAUCGGCCUCGCAUUCUUCUUCUACCGCCGCCACAAGCGCAAGGUCGCCGCAAAAAACCGCCGAGAGCCCGAGACCAUCCAGCUACGCUGUGAUGUGGCGAACAGGAAAAGCGACGGCACCUUCUCCGAUGAAGACUCCCGUGCUUUGAGCAUCUGGGAAGUCCUCACCAACACGACUCGAGAAGAGUUCCAUGCCCAGCGAGGCGCGGAGCUUCUCAAGAUGUCCUACAGCAUCACCAUGUCCACAACUUCGGCUACCCCCACCAUUGAUGCCAUCAUGCGAGGCUUGAAGUCCCGUGAUGACGAUGAUGAUGAGCCAACUACGACAACUCGCCCAAAGCCCCAGUCGACGACUUCAAGAGAGACUGAUGAGGACGAGCCAUCCACUACGACUCGUUCCAAGCCUCAGUCCACGUCUUCACAGAAUGACGACGAGGACGAGCCAACGUCAAGCCCAAAAUCCUCCACGAACGUCUCAAGCACGACCAAGAAGUCGUCAAUUUCCAUCCCAAAGCCAACCUCAAACACACCCACCACCCUAUCCACCAAGAUCAGCAAGCCCAGCAGUAGCCCAAGCUCAACGGCCUCGUGGAACCCCUAUUCCUACCCCUCCGCAGCCAACACCACCCAGCCUAGCCCAACCAGCGCCAUUGACAAGAAGCUCGCCGCCCUCCGGAAAACCAACACCAACAUGGGCAUCGUCAUCGCCGUCUUCGUGAUUUGCUUCACGCUGAUGGCGGCUUUCCAGAUCUGGUACUGGUGCGUCUUCAAGCCGAAGAAGAAGGUCGUGAGCAAGGGCAUUGAGCUCGCGACUGGUGGCAAGGCGAAUGGCAGAUCGUGGUUUGGAAAGAAUGUUGGUGGGAAGGUUACGCAGAAGGUCGUUGAUCGUUUCAUCUAA
Molecule: messenger RNA, 1626 nt
Organism: Zasmidium cellare ATCC 36951
Lineage: Eukaryota; Fungi; Ascomycota; Dothideomycetes; Mycosphaerellales; Mycosphaerellaceae
Exons: 3
Coding region: 1-1626 (541 amino acids)
Source: RefSeq, a predicted model, not a curated record